Messenger RNA from Acanthoscelides obtectus, 411 nucleotides. Lineage: Eukaryota; Metazoa; Arthropoda; Insecta; Coleoptera; Chrysomelidae. The record is from the annotation of a GenBank genome assembly.
AUGGAGAGAAAAGAAUCUGGAGCACCAAACAUCAAACCUCCAGGUGAAGCAGAUACUGAUUUAACUUCUGUAAUAGCCCCUCCUGAAACCAUGGAUGAUAGUCAUUCUCAAUCAUCAGGACUCAGCAGCUAUUCAUCCUUAUUUGCAAAGCUCUUCGCGAAAAGUGCUUCGAAGGAUGGGGGAAAAGAAACUGUAAACGCCGAGAAAAAAGAAUCUAAAGUACCUUCAGUUCCUGAAGCACUAGACGAAGCAACAGAUUUUACUCAGGAAUCUGUGAUUGUAAAGGCGUUUGGAAAAGUAGCUAGUACAAAGGAAAAGUUGGAGAUACCAGAUGAUCAUAGCGAUAUACCUGAAGAUAGAUCGAGCCAUCCAAUGUUGGGAGAAGACAGUUCUGUCAAAUCAUUGAAAUGA